AGUACAACAGCUGAUCGUCAAACGUGCGUUUGUAAACGUUUAAGAAAAUACAUAAUUUUGUUCUUGAAGAACUUUGUAAACAUAUUAAGAACCAAUCUUUUUAUUAAUUUGCGGAUUGUUUAAAUAAAAAACUGUCAAAAUGUCUUAUAUGCUACCACAUUUACACAAUGGCUGGCAAGUCGAUCAGGCCAUCCUGUCCGAGGAAGAUCGCGUAGUGGUUAUUCGUUUUGGCCACGAUUGGGACCCCGCUUGCAUGAAAAUGGACGAAGUAAUGUACAGCAUAGCGGAGAAAGUGAAAAACUUCGCUGUAAUUUACUUGGUGGACAUCACUGAGGUGCCCGAUUUUAAUAAGAUGUACGAAUUAUACGAUCCCUGCACCGUAAUGUUUUUCUUCCGCAAUAAACAUAUCAUGAUUGAUUUGGGAACUGGUAAUAACAACAAAAUUAAUUGGCCGCUUGAGGAUAAGCAAGAAAUGAUCGAUAUUGUGGAGACAGUAUAUCGUGGUGCACGCAAAGGUCGUGGUCUAGUGGUAUCGCCAAAAGACUAUUCUACAAAAUAUAGAUAUUAAAUUGAUUAAUAUAAUUAAGCCGCCAAACAUCGCAUUCAUCCAACUCAUCUCAUCUAUCAACUAACUAGUUUUAUUUAAUUAAAAAAAAAUGACAUAAAUGAAAAAAAAAACAAAUUUUUUUGCGAAAUUUUUAUACAAGUGUGUGUGUGUCAAAUGUUUGCAUUGCCAGAAUUUUUGCAAGUUUGCGUUGAUUGAUUUAAUUGAGUGUGCCUGCUAAAAAGAAAUUUCAAGUUUUCGCAAGGCGCGUAAAUUAUCUUCCAACUCAGUGAAAUGUGCCAGCGGCGCUUCGGAAUCACCACCACAUGCCAACAAAGGCAAACGAAGUCACAAUAGUGAUAUACGUGUGUAUGUGUAUAAGCAACUGUGCUGGUGUGUUUGUGUGUUUUCAUACAAAUGCGCGCAAGCAGUCAACCGAACUUGUUCGCAACAAGUACGAAUGCGCACAAAGCCACCUACAGUCACUCACCUAUGCACACACACACAUAUACAGCCAUCAUUUCCAAAGAGCAGCAUUUAUUGUGCAACAACAAACACAACACUGCUGCCUUAAAAAUAAACUUUUACUUGACGGCGAAAGUUUAUACAAAGCGCAAUCUGCGUUAGUAAAUAGUACGCGGUAUUACAUGGCGUAUACGUUACUUCGACUAAGUACGCGUAACAAGUUGAAAUGUUUACAAUAUUACAAUGCUAUAACAUAUUUAUAUAUUUUGAUAUAAUUGAAAAAAAUGUGGAUUAAUUUUUGACAACUCAAUGACAUAAAUAAUUUUCAAUAUUCAAAUGCUCAUUUGAAAUCAAAAAAAAAACAAGCGAAAUUACGCCAUUGUUUCGUUCCGGAUGCAGAGAUCAAGUAUUAUGAGAAAACAAACUAAUUUUGGGACUGGCGUCAGCUGUUGAUGACACAGGAUUGUAAUUUAAUUGUAUGAAUAACAGCAGUGCCAAAAGUAAAUCGACCUACGCUAAAAUUUUCAUACGAAUCACAUAAGCUGUGGUAGUUGGCAAUUCGCUGUAACAGAAUUUGACCGGUUGAGAGUCUUUGGCAACGCACCAGGGAACAUGUGUGUAAUUUGACAUUUCUGCUUGUUAUGUUAAUGUGAUAUGCAGUUGGAAAUUGUGUGGUAAAAAACCAAAUAAAGUUUAUUCAUAAUUUAAUUGUUAUUAACUAUAUUAAUACCACAAUGAAGCCAAAAAAGAAGUUGGGAGUUGGUUUGAGUCGCGAAGAACGCAGUGUUAUAGUCAUUGGUGAAAUCAUUCAGGAAUUGCUGAAAGCACAUGAAGAAAAAAAAGAUGUAAAUUUAAAUCGUCUAAAAGCACGCAUUUCCUCAAAGUAUGGAUUGGAAAGCUCACCACGACUAGUAGACAUCAUUGCCGCUGUGCCACAAGAAGCAAAGAAAGUCUUGUUGCCAAAACUACGGGCCAAACCUAUACGUACAGCCAGUGGUAUCGCUGUAGUAGCCGUCAUGUGCAAGCCGCAUCGCUGUCCUCACAUUAAUAUGACCGGUAACAUAUGUGUAUACUGUCCGGGCGGGCCAGAUAGUGAUUUCGAAUAUUCAACCCAAUCAUACACCGGUUAUGAACCAACUUCUAUGCGCGCUAUACGUGCACGUUACAAUCCAUUUCUACAAACGCGCCAUCGUGUUGAACAAUUGAAGCAACUUGGACAUUCAGUAGAUAAAGUGGAAUUUAUUGUAAUGGGCGGCACCUUUAUGAGCUUGGAUGAAAAGUAUCGCAACAACUUCAUAAUGAAACUACAUGAUGCACUCAGUGGACACACCAGUCGUGAUCUUAAGGAAGCUGUACGUUAUUCAGAGAUUUCGCACACUAAAUGCAUUGGUAUUACCAUUGAAACGCGUCCAGAUUAUUGUCUUAAGCGUCAUAUUACUGACAUGUUGAACUAUGGUUGCACACGUUUGGAAAUUGGCGUACAAUCUGUGUAUGAGGAUGUAGCGCGCGAUACAAAUCGUGGUCACACCGUAAAGGCUGUGUGCGAGAGUUUUAAAUUGGGCAAAGAUUCUGGUUAUAAAAUUGUGGCGCAUAUGAUGCCUGAUCUACCAAAUGUAGAUUUUGAACGUGAUCUGGAGCAGUUUAUUGAGUACUUUGAAAAUCCUGCCUUCCGCUCCGAUGGCUUAAAAAUUUAUCCAACGCUUGUUAUUCGCGGCACUGGUCUCUAUGAGUUGUGGAAGACUGGUCGCUAUAAGUCAUAUCCACCAUCGAUGUUGGUCGAUUUAGUGGCAAAGAUAUUGGCUUUAGUGCCGCCAUGGACGCGCGUCUAUCGUGUACAACGCGAUAUACCAAUGCCGCUUGUUAGUUCCGGUGUUGAGCACGGAAAUUUGCGUGAAUUGGCGCUAGCGCGUAUGAAGGAUUGGGGUACUGAGUGUCGUGACGUGCGUACACGGGAAGUUGGCAUACAAGAAAUACACAAUAAAGUGCGCCCAUAUGAAAUCGAAUUGAUACGCCGUGACUACUAUGCUAACGGUGGUUGGGAGACUUUCCUCUCUUACGAAGAUCCGGAGCAAGACAUACUUGUGGGACUGUUGCGCCUGCGCAAAUGUUCAGCAGAUACGUUCCAAAAAGAAUUAACCCAAGUGGGACAAUGUUCCAUUGUGCGCGAAUUGCAUGUGUAUGGCUCGGUGGUGCCCGUAAGUUCUAGAGAUCCAACCAAGUUUCAGCAUCAGGGUUUUGGCAUGUUGUUAAUGGAAGAGGCAGAACGUAUAGCAAAAGAGGAGCAUGGUAGCGUGAAGUUGGCUGUUAUUUCUGGGGUUGGUACACGCGCAUAUUAUCGUAAACUGGGCUAUGAGUUGGACGGCCCUUAUAUGUCUAAGUUGUUACCGGAUGAGGAAUGGAUUGUGUAAUUAUUUUCAUGUUUUUUUACAGUCACGUGUCCUAUACGACGUUAAACUUGCUAUAAAUAUUUUUAAAUAAAGUGCUACUAAACAAACUAUCAAUUG
Bactrocera oleae (olive fruit fly) is the source of this 3513-nucleotide messenger RNA. RefSeq names its product elongator complex protein 3 (gene Elp3). The record is from RefSeq and is a predicted model, not a curated record. Gene Ontology annotation, biological process: tRNA wobble base 5-methoxycarbonylmethyl-2-thiouridinylation. NCBI's taxonomy places the organism in Eukaryota, Metazoa, Arthropoda, Insecta, Diptera, Tephritidae. Gene Ontology annotation, molecular function: acyltransferase activity, transferring groups other than amino-acyl groups; iron-sulfur cluster binding. Gene Ontology annotation, cellular component: nucleus; cytoplasm; elongator holoenzyme complex.